Fundulus heteroclitus (mummichog) is the source of this 533-nucleotide messenger RNA. It is a transcript of the gene cfap144, whose product is annotated as family with sequence similarity 183 member A. Lineage: Eukaryota; Metazoa; Chordata; Actinopteri; Cyprinodontiformes; Fundulidae. Bases 118 to 513 code for a protein of 131 amino acids. Gene Ontology annotation, cellular component: ciliary base. The transcript is spliced from 4 exons. The record is from RefSeq and is a predicted model, not a curated record.
CUGGCGCCAUCUUGCGUUCGAGCCGCGCAGCUGCAACUCAAAGCGGCGUUAUUGUCGCUAGGCAACACUGGGCUCGUUUGCUGAGGAAGUGUUUUCCCAUCUCCGUGGUUUCCAAACAUGGCCGCCGGCAAGGGGAUUGUGGACAACGUUCGUCUAAACUUAAUUCACGUUGAGACUAUAAAGAAAGAGGAACGAUAUCAAAGACUUCACACCGAGUUCAGCAUCAACCCUUUCAGGAAAUUACAUGUCCUCCCAGACAAGCCCAUGUCCAGGAAACCUCCAGAAGCAACAUUAGAGGACACAACCUAUAUUGAGGCUUACCGAAGGGCCCAACUGGAACCAGCAAAGAAAUACCCCAUGCCUCUCACUGAAAGUCAAGAGAUUGGAUGGAUUCCAGGUCAACUGUCUUUCCUCCAGAUUCAAGAGGACCACCAGGACCCAAGGUUCAACUUCCGCCGAUUCAAGACCGACGUCACAAAAAAUGCAACUUUUGUCCGACGAGGCACAAACUGAACCAAGAGAAUGGAUUUGUU